CGUUAUUAUUUUACUGUUACAUUGUCACAAUGGCGCGUAUGAAUAGACCGGCCCCUGUGGAGAUCACCUACAAAAACAUGAGGUUCCUCAUUACCCAUAAUCCCACCAACGCCACCCUGAACAAGUUCAUUGAGGAGCUGAAGAAGUAUGGCGUCACCACCGUUGUGAGGGUUUGUGAGGCCACCUAUGAUGCCACCCUGGUGGUUAAAGAAGGAAUUCAGGUUUUGGAUUGGCCCUUCGAUGACGGUGCUCCUCCCUCCAACCAGAUUGUGGAUGAUUGGCUGAACCUGUUGAAGCUGAAGUUCAGGGAGGAGCCCGGCUGCUGCGUUGCUGUCCACUGUGUGGCAGGACUGGGGAGGGCUCCUGUCCUGGUCGCUCUCGCUUUGAUUGAAUGUGGGAUGAAAUACGAAGAUGCUGUCCAGUUCAUUCGACAGAAGCGUAGAGGAGCUUUCAACAGCAAGCAGCUGUUCUACCUGGAGAAAUAUCGUCCAAAGAUGCGCCUGCGCUUCAAAGAUUCCAACGGCCAUCGCAAUAACUGCUGCAUUCAGUAGAGCCAAACCCUGAGCCGCACCAACCCGCCACACAUCAGUUCAGCUUGUUGCCUGGCAAUCUUGUUUUCUCAUUGUGUUGAAGUAUUUUAUUUGGAAACCUUGCUCAGUUACUCAACUGUUCCCUCCUUCAGGUUCAAGAUCUAGUGUCAAAAAAGAAAAAUGAGUUGUGUAAAACAGAAUCACAAUGUUUCUUCAUGUGCCCAAAAAAGUGACCGGGCAGUGCUGAGUUGUGUAUUGUAAGAUGUUGGAUUCAUUUUCUUUUUCUGCAAACACAUCCCAAAGAUUUCGAUUGGCCGGAGCAUUUACGUUGCCUGAGAAUUUAAAAUUAAAACAAAAACACUUACCUGAACAAUUAUUGUAUGUUCCCUCGUUUAGGUUUCUGACCAGAGUAGACUGACUAGAAAGAGGUUUGCCUUCCUUCAAAUCAGAUGGUUCAUCCAUAAAUGCCUUACAAUCGAAGUGGAACAAAGGCAAUCGAGGUGGGAGUUGAAUCCCUGUGGCAUUUGGAAAGGUUCCAUUUUUCUACUCGGAACAAAAACUAAAUAGUUGCCUUUGUCUUGUGCAGGAAGUCUUACACUUAUGUCCUUUUCAAUAAUGAUUUUGUUUAAUAUUAAAAGCUUGAUUGUUGCAACAUUUGUCAAAGUCUAGGAUUUUUUUUUUCUUCACCCUAUCAAAGCCUCUGUUUACUAAUAACUGCCACGUCCAAAAUGUGAUUUUAAUUUUUAUUUAGUUUCACUUUUUGUCGUUUGCUUCAAACUGGACUUCCAACGUCUGCGACCUUUUGUAAGCCUUUUUAUUUGAUGUCCAUAACUUAAGACUUGGAUACUUGAUGAUUUUAUGUAUUUGAAAAUGUGUACUACUAUUAUUAGGUUGGCUAUUUAUACUGUCAAUGGAUGUGUGAUUUAGUACCGUGAGUGACAAAGUUGUACCUGUUCACCAACUUGUGCGAGUACAUUAAAGGAUACACUGAAAAACAA
Messenger RNA from Betta splendens (Siamese fighting fish), 1528 nucleotides. It is a transcript of the gene ptp4a1, whose product is annotated as protein tyrosine phosphatase 4A1. The record is from RefSeq and is a predicted model, not a curated record. NCBI's taxonomy places the organism in Eukaryota, Metazoa, Chordata, Actinopteri, Anabantiformes, Osphronemidae. The transcript is spliced from 5 exons. Gene Ontology annotation, cellular component: nucleus. The coding region runs from base 30 to 551 and encodes 173 amino acids. Gene Ontology annotation, biological process: protein dephosphorylation. Gene Ontology annotation, molecular function: protein tyrosine phosphatase activity.